Molecule: messenger RNA, 2908 nt
Organism: Eleginops maclovinus (Patagonian blennie)
Lineage: Eukaryota; Metazoa; Chordata; Actinopteri; Perciformes; Eleginopidae
Product: palmitoyltransferase ZDHHC13
Exons: 10
Coding region: 178-1857 (559 amino acids)
Molecular function (GO): protein binding; palmitoyltransferase activity
Source: RefSeq, a predicted model, not a curated record
GUGGUCUCCCCCAAUCAGUUUAGCACAAUGAACGAUUCCCGUUUACUCUGCAGCGAAAAAUGAUAUACCUUCUCACUUUACGUUAUGAUGUUGUAGCGCUUCAUCCGAGGAGCUGAUCUAUGUUUCCGUUGCAGUUUGAUUUCGGGGGAAAUAGGCCAUCUCUGUCCACCCAUUAUAAUGGAUCCGAUCCCUAUUUACUCGGAUGGCGAUGGAGACAUAUUUGACUGUAUACAGACGGGAAAUAUUGAACAGUGUAUACAGUUCGUUGAAAAUGACCCUUCAAUUCUCAAGGAAACAGGCUGGGGUGGUUUCAGUCCUCUUCACUAUGCUGCCCUCAAUGGUAACCGUGCCAUGGUUGACUAUUUCCUUAGUAAUGGAGCUGACCCUAACCUGGCAAGUAACGCAGGACAGACAUGCUUUCAUUUUGCCUGCAGGCAGGGGAACAUAUUUAUCAUACACCUAAUGAUGCAGUAUGGAGCCGAUUUGCGCCUCAUAGACCUGCAGCAAAAAACAUGUCUGCAUCAUGCAGUUUCUGGAGGCAGCAUUGUUGCAGUGCAAUUUUUGUUGGAGACAGGAAUGUUCAGAUUCUCAGACACAGACAUGUACCAUGUGACGCCCCUUCACCUGGCUGCAUCCACAGGCAACACAGAGCUGGUCCGAUAUUUGCUCAGAGACCAGAGGUGUGCUGUGGAUGCAGUUGACCAGCAGGGAGCGACAGCGCUCCAUGUUGCAGCAGAGAAUGGCGGCGUGGAGGUGUGCUGGACACUAAUGCAGAGAUCUGGGUGCUGGAUGCUCCAUCUGAAAAACAACAGCGGCCUCACACCACUGGAUCUCAGCAAACAGGGCAAAACAUUUAGACAUCAGCAACUCAACAAGCUUCUCAUUCGGUACAUGAAGGAGCCAAAAUACCACAGGCCCAAAGAAUCCAAUGCUUUGUAUUGCUGGUCACUGUUAUUCCCAACCUUAAGUGGAGCUACCAUCCUGAUAAUAGCAACCGUGUUGCAAGGCUAUGGGGGGAUAACAUGCACAUUGCUCUUCCCCUGGCUGGCCAGAAGUAUUUUCACACAGUUCCACCGCAUAACCACAUACCAAAGGUUAGCUAACCCGGUCUACCUGGGAACGCUCAUAGCUGGCUUGAUUCAUUCCCUUUUCUGCUUCUAUGGAAGAAUAAUGCCUAGUGUGUGGCCGAUCAGUGCUCUCGUCAACCUGUCAAUGGUGCACUUCUCCCUUGUCCUGGGUUUGUUAUGUAAGAUCCUGACUCAGGAUCCUGGAACACUGGACAGAGCAGACACAGAUCCUCGGUUCUCCUGUAUCGCUGACCUGGUGGAGAACAACCAGAGCCCUCACAGGUUCUGUCCAUACUGUGAGUUAUACCAGCCUGACUACACUAAACACUGCAAGCUGUGUGACGUGUGCAUAAAAGACUACGAUCACCACUGCCUAUUCCUCAACCGAUGCAUCGGCCGUGGUAACCACCGCCUCUUCGUCUUAUUCAUCCUCUCCAUGUUGAUGGCCCACCUUCUUUUUGUUUCCACGGCAACAAGUUACCUGUAUGACAUGAAGUACAUGGGCAGUUACAUCUGGUUAUCGUGGUUUACAUUGUUAGGGGACGAGUUCUGGGUUGUGUCCCUGUUGGUUAUGAAUGCACUGACGCUCCUUUGGGAGGUAUGGCUACUCAUAGAGCAGUUUGAUGCUGUUUCCUCGGGAACAACUACCUACUUUGGACAGAGUGAAAGCUCAGCACGACAGCGGUCACUAGCACAGCGCUGGCCUAUAGUGCUGUCGUUUCUGCUGGAGGGUCGCAGACGGGUGGGAAGCGGACAAAUGAGAGAGGACAAAACUUCCAUAGACAUUUAAAGUCAGUUUGUCCUGUGCUAUCUAAUUUCAUCGAGUUUACAGCGUCACUUGUGCGCACUCAACCUUGAUAAUGUCCUCUUUAGAAUAAAUGGCUCCGUAAUGCCAUAUCAUGUUGUACUUGAAUGUAAAAUGAGCUUAUAUCACACUGUUCUAUUUAAAUUCACUAAAGGCUUUAGAGUAGAUUUGAUGGCAGGUUUGUCCAUAAAGUGGAUAACUAGCCCCUAGAGUUUAGACGUUCACCUAGUUUUUAGAGACCUCACUGAAUACUUUUAAGAUAACAAUGUUCUAAUAAUUAACUUGUUGGAUUACAUUGUACUGUGAAAAAUGCAUACUUCCAAAACUGUGUUUUAGCAGGGAACGCCUCAGAAUGAAUUUUCGUACAUCUGUUGUUAUAUUCCACAUCACCAUACCUUUUUUUAACACUAUUGUUAUGUUGAAUAAAAUUACGUAAUGGUGUAAAGCAUCAUUCAAAGUUGUGAAGAUGUGUGGUCUCAUAACUUUAGAAGGUCCUGUGAUUAGCUAGUGAUAAUGGUUAAUAGCAGGUGCAAUGUUAGACUUUGUUCCUCACAUAAUGUCAUUACCUCUCUGACAUGCUCCUGGUAAUUUGAGUCAUGACACUUCCUCUGCUCUCACUAAUGAGAUCUUUUCAUGCUUUCAAUUAAACACACUCAUUUCCUUUGUGUCCCUCAGGACCCUAUAUCAAGAUUAUAUAUGAUGUUCCCCACACCCUUCAGAGGAUGGUGUGUCUGCACUUUGUGAAUGGCUAUAUCACGCAAUAUUAUUUAGUGUCUGCUGUAGUAAGUGCAUGUAAGCCUAUGAGUGCUUUUACUGUCCCUGGAUCAGUGUUAUUGUAUUGUAUAACUGGCUGCCACUUGUUAAUAUACCAAUACAUUUUAUAUGUUCUAACAUAAUGUAUCUGCUGUUACAGUUUCUCUUGAUUCCCAAUAUGAAACCUCACAUUUGUGCCAUGAUGAUUUUUUAUGCUGUAUGAAAAAUAUGCUUGAUAAAAAUACAUGGAAUAUCUGCCAUUAAAUAAAAAUCCAAAAACUAA